AUGACAAAAAGAGAUUUAAAAGUCAUCCGUCUUGACCUCACUCAAGCUACAUUUCAGGAUAUAGAAGCAAAGCUCGAAUGGCUAGGAAAUUCAAAUAGGCAACCCGGUACACUACCGAGCAAUACCCAGCAAAAUCCUAGGCCUCAGCAGAAUAACCAAGGAUCCGGACAAAAGUAUAGCCAUCUGAAUGCUCGAAAUGAGCAAGUCAAUGCGAUCACAAUAAGAGCAGGUAAUACUUAUAAUUUUGCAAAUCCUUUGCCUAAUGAUAUUACUCCUCUUGUGCAGGUUGAAGCCGAUGAAGCUGUUGAUGAUGAGAUUGAGAUGGAGCCGAACCCAGCCGUGAAGACACCGGCCGUUCCAUCCAAGACUGUUGAGAAACCACCCGUUAAGCCGUAUCAGCCGAAGAUACCUUUUCCUCAACGAUUGAGGAAAGCGAAGAUCAAGGAGAAUUUCAAGAAGUUUGUUGAGUUGAUUCAAAAUGUUAACAUUACUAUUCCUCUAGUUGAUCUUCUUGCAGGUAUGCCUGAUUAUGCAAAGUUUCUCAAGGAACUCAUUACGGAUAAAAAGAAGUUGGAAGAGGCAAAGACGGCAGUCAUGAGUGUCGAGUGUUCCGCCAUCAUCAAGAACGAGAUUCCUCCUAAGUUGGAAGAUCCAGGGAGUUUUCUUAUCUCUUAUUCUUUUGGUGUUAGUUUGUAUAAGGCAUUGGCCAAUCUUGGGGCUAGCAUUAAUUUGAUGCCUUAUUCUGUUUAUAAAAGAUUGUCGUUAGGUGAAUUGACCCCUACCCGCAUGAGCAUUAGGCUUGCAGACCGUUCAUUCCAAUAUCCCAUGGGGAUAGCGGAAAAUUUACAAAUUAAGGUGGGUCAUAUGAUUUUCCUAGUAGAUUUUGUUAUUCUUGAGAUGGAGGUGGAUGUUAAUGUGCCUCUAAUUCUUGGUCGACCCUUCCUUAUGACCGCGGAUGCUAUCAUCCGGGUUAAGGCUAAGGAGAUUUCCUUAGGUGUCGGAGAAGACCGGGUAGUUUUUAAUGUUGAUAGGGCUCUUAAGCAUCCUUACUCAUGUGAUGAAUCUUGUUUUAGGAUAGAUGUUAUUGAAGAAGAAGAAGAAGAAGAAGAAUAA
Messenger RNA from Erigeron canadensis, 1113 nucleotides. RefSeq lists its product as uncharacterized. Bases 1 to 1113 code for a protein of 370 amino acids. Lineage: Eukaryota; Viridiplantae; Streptophyta; Magnoliopsida; Asterales; Asteraceae. The transcript has a single exon. The record is from RefSeq and is a predicted model, not a curated record.